AUGUUUUUAUUUUAUCUAAUAUUUUUGUUAUUUUUAAAACAAACUGAUGCAAGAAACAUUACUGUAAUAAGACUUGAAGAACUAGCUCCAUUAAGUACUAACAAUGAGUUGGAAACAAUUGCUGCUCAAUUCAAUCAAAAUCCUAAUUGGGAAUUAGGAAAUAUGCCUUUGACAUUAACUGAAGAAGAAGAAAUUACACCAAAUGAUCCAGAUGCUCCAGAAAUAUCAAAUAAACCUGGUUUAAUUAAAACUGGUCAUCUUUUUCAACCUGAAGACAUGCAUCCAUAUAGAAUCGAUAGAAAAGGCGUUCAUCCUCAUACUGAACAUCAUAUAUUUUUCGUUCGACAUGGUUUAUAUUAUUAUACUGAAGUUGAUUCAUCUUCACAUUUGCUUCGUUAUGGAAAAUAUCAAGCUCGAAUGGCAGGUGAUAAAAUUAAUGAAAUAAUUCAUAAUAUAUUAUCAAGAUCCGGACCAUUAACGAGACCGAUAAAAUUAGUAUCAAGUACACAAACACGUGCAUAUGAAACUCUUUAUAAUAUUCGUUUACAACUUAGUAAUAAUUUUGAAUAUGCACCAGAAAUUAUACAAGAUACUGGUCUUACUGAAUGCGUUGAUACCAAUAGACAACGUUUUCGUUGGCUCUAUUUUGUUCGUGAAUAUUUACAACCGAUUAAAUCAAAUAAACGUGAACAUACAAUAACGAUUAUAGCUAGUCAUGGAAAUCUUUUAACAACUUUUGAUUAUAUCAUUAGUCAUUUUCUUAGUCAAAAUAUACCUAUGGAAGCUUUUGCUACUUUUCGACUUCCUUUAGGAACAGGAAUGAAGCAUGCUGAAGUAUCAUUAUAUCGUACUAUUGGAGCUGAACGUGUUCAUUUUCGAGAGUCUUAUAGUAUGAUUCAAAUUCCAAUAACAGUUAAUCAUGCUCAUUUAAAAAGAGAUUUUUAUUAUGAAUGGGCUUCUGUACAUAAAUGUCGAUCACAGUAUGGUCGAGAAAAUAUGAAAAAUUAUAUUCGAGCAGGUAUAUUAGAUAAUGUAUUUGGUGGAGGUCCUUUUUCUAAUAAAAUGAAAGAUUACGACAGUAUUGUUUAUUGGGAAAUGUUACAAGAAUAUGAUACACAUAUAUUACCGAUGUUAAUGCAUACUUGUCGUACUUAUCUUUAUCGUUUACCAUUUAUUCAAGCAAAUACAGAUUUUGGUUCAUUCCAUCGUUCAAUGUCACCAGUACCAAUUCCAGAAACUGAACAAGAACAACGUUCACCAUUACAGAAACCAAUGGAUCGUUUUAAUGCUUAUAGUAUGCCAUUUUUUGUAGACAAUGCUAUUCAAAAAUUUCGAAAAAAUCCUGCUCUAUAUCGAGAACAAAUACCACCUGGUGUUGUUCAUCCACAAUCACGUGAUGAUAGUACAUCAUAUUUAACUCGUCUUGGUAUUAAUCAAAUACGUGGUGUAGUUGAUCAAAUACAUCGUACUAUUCAUGAUUAUAUGCAUAGAUUACAAGCAAAUGUUCGUAUAUUACCGAUAAAUAUAGUAGCUGAACCAUCAAUUCCAUCAGCUGAAUCAUGUUUUCAUGUACGAAAUCUUCUAUUAAGUGUUGAUUAUUCAGUAUCUGAACAAAUUACAGAUCUUGGUAUUCAAUUUAAUUAUUUUCAUAAAAGAUCUCCAAAAGAAUUUAUGGAUUUUCAACGUGUACAAGUUCUUUAUUUAUUACGUCGUUAUCUUGGACCUGAUCAAAAUGAUUCUUCACGACCAUCAUUUCAAGUUCAUAUUUUAUGUGGUGAUGGUCGAUUAUUUUCAGCAUUUCGUCAAGAAUUAGUCAUAGCUAAAAUACCUGUUGAACCAGUUCCAAGAUUUGCAUCAAUAUCUGAUCCUGGAUAUAAUGCAUUAAAACAUGCGAAUGCAUUUUUUUUCGAAGCUAUCGAUCGUGAUGUAUUAAGACUUCAUGAAACUAUAACUUUAACAGGAGCAAGACAGAUUUCAGAAGAGCAAAGAAUGGUUACAGAUCAUUCACUUCUAUUACCAUCACGUGAAUUAAAAAAUUGGUUACGAAGUUCAUCUGGUCCCUGUACAUUAUCUUAUUUUGUUGAUAAUACCGAACAAUUAGUUCAAUCAAUAGCAAAUACAGCUUCUGUUUAUCAUCAACAACUUGCUUUUCUACUUAAAAGAGAAUGGCAUCCAUAUCUUGCUGGAUUAUUCAUUUAUGCAUGUCGUCUUCAUCUUACACUAUCAGACACUACUAAUAUACAAGAAAUACAACCAGCGGCAGCGGCGGCGGCGGCAGCAGCAGCUGGUGAAAAUGAAGCUACAAAUCGAUGUGAUAUACCAGGGACAGCAGCAUCAGGAGGACCUUCAGGAGAUUGUCCAUAA
Messenger RNA from Adineta steineri, 2364 nucleotides. The record is from the annotation of a GenBank genome assembly. NCBI's taxonomy places the organism in Eukaryota, Metazoa, Rotifera, Eurotatoria, Adinetida, Adinetidae.